Molecule: messenger RNA, 911 nt
Organism: Mesoplodon densirostris (Blainville's beaked whale)
Lineage: Eukaryota; Metazoa; Chordata; Mammalia; Artiodactyla; Ziphiidae
Gene: MRPL30
Product: mitochondrial ribosomal protein L30
Exons: 7
Coding region: 208-795 (195 amino acids)
Biological process (GO): translation
Cellular component (GO): large ribosomal subunit; mitochondrion
Molecular function (GO): structural constituent of ribosome
Source: RefSeq, a predicted model, not a curated record
AUGAGUGGCCGAAAGUAGUGCAUUUUUGCCAGGAGUACAUAUCUGGGAACCCUGUGCAGAUGCGGAUUUAUUUCCUCCAUUCAAUUCUGUGUUUACGGGUCACAGUAACCUGAAUGGAACUACGUCGAGGUACUGUCCCUUGGGCUCCCGAAAAGCCACUGGCCAGCUGGAUCCCGUUUCCCAGUUUGUGGAGUCCCGGGACGCGGCAUGUGGAGCCCCGCCUCCUGGAGCUCGAGGGCAGAGCCGCCUCGGCUGGGCAGUCUGGCGGGAAAGGGAGUUCAACCCCUAAGGAGAACAGUCACCACACUCAUGGCAGGGAUUUUGCGCUCAAUAGUUCAGAGGCCCCCAGGCAGACUACAAAUGAUGACAAAAGGUGUGGAGCCCCUUGUUUGUACAGAUUGGAUUCGUCACAAAUUUACGAAGUCAAGAAUUCCAGAUAAAGUUUUUCAGCCUUCACCUGAAGAUCAUGAAAAAUAUGGUGGGGAUCCACAGCAACCUCAUAAACUGCAUAUUGUUACCAGAAUAAAAAGUACAAAAAGACGUCCAUAUUGGGAGAAAGAUAUAAUAAAGAUGCUUGGGUUGCAAAAAGCACAUACUCCUCAAGUUCACAAGAAUAUCCCUUCGGUGAAUGCAAAACUGAAAGUGGUUAAACAUUUGAUAAGAAUCAAGCCCCUGAAGCUGCCACAAGGUCUCCCAACAGAGGAGGACAUGUCCAGCACGUGCCUCAAGAGCACUGGAGAGCUGGUGGUGGGGUGGCUUCAGAACCCCACAGACCAGGAAGUGAAUAAGUCCUGAUGGCCUCACAGCUUCAGAGUAAAAAGUGCAAGUCAUUUCUAUUUAAAGAUGCCAAAAUCCAACAGCCAACUGAACCAGCCUGCACGGCUUUGCUGUCCUACCUGCAUCAGCCUGAA